AAACAGAAAAUGGAACAAUCUCAGCUUCACUCACACUUCGAAUUGCACUCCUUCUCUCAUUCACACUUACAUAUAUUGUGCUUUUGUCUCUGGGUUUGUUGUUUGACUAUUUCGACUUCACUUUUCGAGUCAGACACAUCUUUUCGUUAUUUUGUGUUGCUGGGAGCCGAAGAUCAUUUCCCUUUCUGCCUAAUACCUACCUGUUAAGAUCAGAGAUGUUAUUAGUUAUAUUAAUGUUGAUGAUGGUUCCUUACAAUUCAGCCCUUCUUGAAAUUAUCGAUAUAUUCCCUCUUGAUGGUAUUGAUCUUAAAAACGUUGGUGAAAUGGGUAUAUUAUGUCGCUAUAAUGUGCGAAAUCUUGUUGAGUUGUUCCUGGUGCAAAAUCACAACCUCACCGUUGUAAAAUUUAAAUACAACAAGGAGAAGGGUGACUAUGAGAAAACAAUCAAGCAGGGAGGCUUCGACUGUACUUUAAUUAAUUAUGGUGAUAAAGGUCACUUUUUGUGCUGGAAGGACAAACCUACUUGCAAGGAUGCGACUUACUACACAUGUAAAACACCUUUAGAAUCUUCAAAACCUGAACUUAUGAAAGCAAAAUCUUACAUGAAGAAUCUGGAACUUCUUAAUCCGCCCUUUGAAGCGAACAAGACAUCGAUCUUCAGAUGUACAGCAUAUGUCGGUACACCUUUUGGUCGUCAUGCCUUUCUUUGGAUUGAAGACGGUUAUAGCGGCAAAAUUAAAACUGAACAGUAUGUGAAUGCUUCAACUAGUGACAAAUGUUAUGUUCUAGUAGAGUCAAUUCAUAAUUUCACUGUAAAACCGGACGACUUUGACGUCACAGUCAUCUCAUGUGAAGUAUUUGGCAACACACUUCAUAUACCAAUCAACUCAAAAGGAGAUGUGCAGGCAGUGAGGGAACUAAAAGCUAAUGCAAAACUACAAGUCAAUUUGGCUACAGAAGGAAAUUUUGAUCGUAGUUCAAAAUUACGUGAUUCGACUGGCUCCAGCAAUUUAACAAAAGGAAACUACUCCACGAGAGUGCCUCAGUUUGUCUGGUUGACAUGA
Molecule: messenger RNA, 1064 nt
Organism: Octopus sinensis (East Asian common octopus)
Lineage: Eukaryota; Metazoa; Mollusca; Cephalopoda; Octopoda; Octopodidae
Exons: 5
Coding region: 216-1064 (282 amino acids)
Source: RefSeq, a predicted model, not a curated record